This is a messenger RNA of Chinchilla lanigera (long-tailed chinchilla), 1783 nucleotides long. It is a transcript of the gene Nipa2, whose product is annotated as non imprinted in Prader-Willi/Angelman syndrome 2. Gene Ontology annotation, biological process: magnesium ion transport. Gene Ontology annotation, molecular function: magnesium ion transmembrane transporter activity. Gene Ontology annotation, cellular component: membrane. Lineage: Eukaryota; Metazoa; Chordata; Mammalia; Rodentia; Chinchillidae. The record is from RefSeq and is a predicted model, not a curated record.
UUCCCUUGUCCACGGAGUUCCUGAGCUGGCCCUUGAAGAAAGGCGGAAGGAAUGCACAGCUGUGUUAGCCUGCUCCGGCAGGUCUUGUGCUCCCGUGGACCUGUGCAGUGAGCAGCACCGUCCCUGUACCCGGGGAGACGUCUGUGCUACAAUUGCAUCCUCCUCCAGCCACGCUUGAAGACGACGUAACCUCUCCACAGUCACCAGCAGUGUCUAUGUUCUGGGAUCGUCAGUGUGAUUCGCAGAACUUCCUAUGUAACAAACGAAAUGAGCCCGGGGCGUGGCAAAUACGACUUUUAUAUUGGCUUGGGCUUGGCUAUGACCUCCAGCAUCUUCAUCGGAGGGAGUUUCAUUUUGAAGAAGAAAGGCCUGCUGCGACUUGCCCGGAACGGCUCCAUGAGAGCAGGUCAAGGUGGCCACGCAUAUCUUAAAGAAUGGUUGUGGUGGGCUGGACUGCUGUCAAUGGGAGCCGGUGAGGUGGCCAACUUCGCUGCGUACGCCUUCGCCCCCGCCACGCUGGUGACCCCGCUGGGAGCCCUCAGCGUCCUUGUAAGUGCCAUUCUUUCUUCAUACUUUCUAAAUGAAAGACUCAACCUUCAUGGGAAAAUUGGGUGUUUGCUGAGUAUUCUGGGAUCUACAGUGAUGGUCAUCCAUGCUCCAAAAGAGGAAGAGAUAGAGACCUUGAAUGAAAUGUCACACAAGUUAGGUGAUCCAGGCUUUGUGGUCUUCGCGACACUCAUUGUCAUCGUGUCCUUGAUCCUCAUCUUCGUGGUGGGACCUCGCCACGGGCAGACCAACAUCCUGGUGUACAUCACCAUCUGCUCCGUGAUUGGUGCAUUCUCCGUCUCCUGCGUGAAGGGCCUGGGCAUCGCCAUCAAGGAGCUGUUGGCCGGCAGGCCUGUGCUGCAGCACCCGCUGGCCUGGGUCCUGCUGCUGAGCCUGCUGGUCUGCGUGAGUACUCAGAUCAACUACCUGAACCGGGCGCUGGACAUAUUCAACACGUCCAUCGUGACCCCCGUCUACUACGUGUUCUUCACAACCUCCGUUUUAACCUGCUCAGCUGUUCUCUUUAAGGAGUGGCAGGAUAUGCCUGCGGAUGAUGUCAUUGGAACUCUGAGUGGCUUCUUCACAAUCAUUGUGGGGAUAUUCUUGUUGCACGCCUUUAAAGAUGUCAGCUUUAGUCUAGCAAGUCUGCCCAUAUCUUUUCGAAAAGAUGAAAAAGCAGUGAAUGGCAAUCUCUCUAAUAUGUACGAAGUUCUUAAUAAUAAUGAAGAAAGUUUACCUUGUGGAGCUGAACAACACUCUAGUGAAAAUGUUUCCCGCAGAAAUGGAAGCCUGGCAGCUUUUUAAGAAAGGUGUGGUUGAAAGGUUAAUCUGUAGUUCUGUUAAACACUGAUUUGAGUAUCAGAAUGUCUGAAAAAGCACUGUCCUCAAUGUUCUCUAAAGACAAUCUUUUUUAAGGUUUUACUAAUUUGGACCAAGACAUUACUUUUCCUAUAUUUAAACAAUGGUAGUUACUAAAAUGACCUUAGAAUGUGGUGAAUUUCUAUUAACGUUUUAGUGUCGUAGAGGUAUUUUACAUUUUGAUUCUUUCUCCAAAAUCUAAAUGCACUAAUGACAGUUUUAAGUCUAUAAAAAUGCUUUAUUUUUUCAUUGGUGAUGAAGGUCUGAAAUGUACAUUUGUCAUCCCCACUCCAUCACUCUGGCCGUGGAAGACCAUUUGAUUGUACAGAAAGAACAAAAUUAUCCCAAUACACUAUCUUGUGAUUUACCUUACCUGUAA